AUGCGGAAGCCGUCGUGCCUCGGCAACUCGCCGAUGCUGCGCGCGCUGCGCUACGCCGAGACUUCAGACCCCGAGGAGGACUGGGCAUACCGGGCCACGUGGACUUUGGCGAUUUCACUUUGUGCCACAGCGACGCCAGCGGCCUCGAGGCGUUUGACCGGCGCGACGGCGGUGAGUGGAGGCAAUUACCCGCGGGGCGGCUGCACUUCCUGGCCGCGGCUGGACUGGAGAGGAAGAGCGGCGGCGCGGUCUUGCCUGUGUGCACCGUAUUCGGGGAAGGACAUGAUUCGGCAUCAAGCGGCUUGUCUCCGUAACAAUUCGCCGAGUCUCAGUAUUUCUUUGAAUAGGUUUCGGUAACAAGUUUUAGUAUUCCUUGGACAGCGCUUGUCUUUAAGGAUUCAUAUUUGUGUUCUAA
Messenger RNA from Prorocentrum cordatum, 415 nucleotides. The record is from the annotation of a GenBank genome assembly. NCBI's taxonomy places the organism in Eukaryota, Dinophyceae, Prorocentrales, Prorocentraceae.